Molecule: messenger RNA, 5009 nt
Organism: Cyanistes caeruleus (blue tit)
Lineage: Eukaryota; Metazoa; Chordata; Aves; Passeriformes; Paridae
Source: RefSeq, a predicted model, not a curated record
AGUUUAACUUCUGUGUUACAGAGAGCAGCUGAAUUGGAGCCAGUCCCACAGAGAUAUGAUGAUGAUGAUCCAAGAAAUGAAAAGGUGUUUACCUGAAGAGAAAAGGAGUUCUAACAAACCCAGUACCAUCAGUGCUCUCAACUACGCCUUGCAGUGUGUCCAGCAGGUCCAAGCAAACAAUGACUUUUUCCAGGCUCUGAAUGACCGAAGAGUGUUUCAGACAGAUGUGGUGACAUACAGCAUAGAAGAGUUGGUGGCAGUUGCAUCUGAACACACUCCAAAAAACACUGACACGUUUGUGGCUGUAUUUUCUUUGCUGUCUGGACGCAUAGUGCAUAUUUCUGAGCAGGCAGCCUCUAUUCUGAACUGUAAGAAGAAAGUGUUGGACUCUUCCCGGUUUGUGGAGUUGCUUGUGCCUCAGGAUGUGAGUGUGUUCUACACACACACUGAUCAGUCUCACCUGCCCCUUUGGAACAUGGAAAGUCAAACAGCUUCUCCAUAUGAAUAUGCCCAGGUGAAAUCCUUUUUCUGCAGGAUCAGGGGUGGGAAAGAUCAAGAACAAGAAGCACGUUGUUACCCCUUCCGAAUCACCCCAUACUUGGUCCAUGUGUGCACUUCUGUCCGUGUGGAUGCAGAAUCCUGCUGCUUAGCUUUGGCUGAGAAAAUCCACUCUGGAUAUGAAGCUCCUCGAAUUCCUAUGGAUAAAAGAAUAUUCACCACCACACACACCCCUGGAUGUGUUUUUCUGGACAUAGAUGACAGAGCAGUGCCUUUGUUGGGUUACUUACCUCAGGAUUUAAUUGGAACAUCCAUACUGAUGUAUUUGCACCCAGAAGAUCGUCCUUUGAUGAUCACCAUUCACCGGAAAAUACUGAAAUUUGCUGGCCAACCCCCUUUUGAGCACUUACCUAUUAGAUUUUGUACUCAAAAUGGGGAUUAUGUCAUACUGGACACCAGCUGGUCCAGUUUUGUGAAUCCUUGGAGCAGGAAAGUUGUGUUCAUCAUUGGCCGACACAAAGUCCGGACUGAAAUACUGUUGGCUCUCUCCAGAAGCCCUCUGAAUGAAGAUGUCUUUGCCCCAAGGAGUAAAGAAACGAGCAGCGUGGAGAAAGAGAUAAGAGAAUUACAAGGACAAAUUUACAAACUGCUUCUGCAGCCAGUUCACAGCAAUGUUUCCAGUGGUUAUGGAAGCCUUGGAAGCAGUGGCUCUUAUGAGCACUACAUCAGCAUAGCAUCUUCAAGUGACUCCAAUGGGAACUGUGCAGAGGAAACACAGGAGCCAAUGACAUUGCAACAAGUUUGUGCAGAUGUCAACCGAAUAAAGAACCUGGGGCAGCAGCUGUACAUUGCAUCGAGGAGCAAGCCACAGAAUGCAAAUGAACAGGCUGUGAACUCAGAAGUUUUGGGAGGGAAGAGGCACACUGCUUCUUGUUUUCUUCAGACACUGAGAGGGGAUAGCACAGAAGAACCAGGCAAUACAUUUUUUGAUGAUCCAAAGAAGACUCCACAUGUUCCUUCCUAUCAGCAGAUCAAUUGUGUCGAUAGUAUCAUCAGAUAUCUAGAGAGCUGCAGUAUUCCAGCAUUGAAAAGGAAAUGUAAAUCUUCUGCAAAUACAUCAUCGUCAUCUUCAGAAGAUGACAAACAAGUCCAGCAAAGUCAGCAGGAAGUCAGGGCAUUGGAAGAUACUGCUAUGCUGUCAGCAGUUGAGUCCCACACGCCAAUAUCUGCUGGUCUGGAAGAGACGCUGAAAGACCAGACAACUGCAGGCAUGGUGGGAGCUCCUCUGGCAGACCUGACCCUGUCCAACAAGGCUCCAAGUGUCAUAUCUGUCACCAGCCAGUGCAGCUACAGCAGCACUAUAGUGCAUGUCCCACACCCUGAAUCAGAAGUGACUACAAUGGAGGAUGCUGCUGUUGGAAGUGAACAAAUUGAGCUGCCUCCUGUGAAUACUCAGAGUCUUGCAGUGCUGCCUGAGGACUUAAAGCCAGUUGGGCUAACAAAAGAGACAUUGUCAGCCCACACUCAAAAGGAGGAGCAGAACUAUGUUGACAAGUUCCGACAGAGGGUCUUGCUCUCUCCAUUUAGGACUUACCUUCAACAAGGAAGCAGAAGUAACAACAGACAUUCCUGUGGACAAGGCGAUUCCCCUUCAAAACAGAUCAGCCCAGCUAGCUGUAAAAAAGGAAAACAUGGAAAAUUCAAGCGCCAGAAACCUCAGAGACAGUGCUCAGAUAGCCACUCUUCUAGUAAAAAUAGAAAUAGUCUUCCAUGUGAGAAGAGAACAAAUCAGAACCAGUUGUUCUCUCCACCAGAAGUAUCCUAUCUGAGCUCCUCCAGCCUGAAUGUCCAUCCUCCUGUGGGAUUUCCUGCCUGUUCGAAUCCAGUGUCUACUUUUCCAGCCUCUUCUGAAGGAGAGCAGCUUGCCCUUCGCUCAUUACAACCUCAGUCCAUGUCCUCAUCACAGCUGUGCUGUGGAACACAGUCAUACCCAGUCCUUUAUCCCCCAAACAUAGGCUCAUUUAUGGCUGUAUUUUUUCAGGGUUUCCCCAUGUAUGCUCAGAUGCCUCAACCUCUCUUGCUCCCUAGCCCUCAGUGUGUUUAUCCACCCUCUUCAUAUCCAUGCACCACACUACCUCCAGCACCCCCUCCUUGUGCUCCAUCACCAGUAGCACCACACUCUGUGGAUCAGCCCUUUCCAGCCUCUCCUCACUCAUCCGUGGAGGACCAGCAAGAGGGCCAGUGUGACCAGGCCCUACUGCUGAGCAGCUCACGGAGCAGCUCCCCACUUCAGCUGAAUUUGCUUCAAGAAGAGCUGCCAAAACCUAUGGAGCUUUCCAUUAGUGCUGAUGUUAAGCCACAUGCAGAAGAUAAAUGCGAUAAUGAUCCAGAAGAUAGUGCUAACAGUGCUGCUCUUGAAUUUCCUGACCACUCGUUGUACAAGGAGUCACAGUUGGGUUCAGGUUCAGCAGCAUCAGGCAGUGGAUCAGCUUUAUCUGGUUCUUUAGUCUCUAGCUUCAACGAGACUUCUGGUCAUGGCACAGCAGGUAGUGGGAAAAGCAGCAAGUAUUUUGCCAGUAAUUACUCUUCUGAAGCUUCCAAAGAAGAGAAGAAUCAGGAAGCAGAAGAAAAAGGGACAGCUUAUAAAUCGAAACAUGAGUCAGCCUGGGUGAUGAUGGAUCACACAUCUGAGAGAGUUCUAAUGAAUUACCAAAUGCCAAACAGAAUCAAAGAGGAAGUUCUAAAGCAGGAUCUGGAGAAGCUGGCAGUCAUGAAAAAGCAGCAGCCUUGGUUUACAGACGGGCAGAAGAAGGAGCUUGCAGAGGUGCACUCAUGGAUCCGGACCCAGACUGUCCCCCUGCAAAUCAGCACCCAGGGCUGUGUUACGUGUGACAGCAGGGAAGCAAGUUGUGAGGCUGCAGUGGCUGAUGACAACAUGGAAAACAAGGGAGAGCCACCUCCAGUCCUGCCACGCUGAGGACAUCAGCACCUGUGUCAGUGCAACUGCUUGGUGUAAUUCCCACCCUCCUUCCCUCUGGCUUUGCUCCAUACCAGCAGUGAAUCUCCAUGGCCAUCUCUUACCAACAUGAGCAGUCACACAUGAAACUCAAUCUUCCUCUAUUACCCCUCCACUCCUGGCAUGACUCUGAAGACAAUCUUUCAGUGGGAGGCUGUUUCGCUUUCUGACCUCAUAGACUUGACACAGAAUGGGUUAUGUUUGUAACCUUUGACUGCUCAAAAAUGAGCAAAAUGCAAGGAUUUUUUUAGUUUGGCUGUUUGUUCUUUUGAAAUUGGCAAUUAAGUGUGAAAAGAUGCAGUGUUUAAGAACCUGUGGUGAUGAAUCUACUGUUCAGACCAUAUUUACUCUCCAAGUAUGAUGGACAAACUGAAGCCAAGCUACAAUACUCUUCAUUUUUGUUCAAUAUUUAAAGGUCUAAACUAAAGAUCCAAAUAUUCUGAGGCUCUGAAAUUGCUGUAUUUCAGAGUAUAAUGUAGCUGGUUUGAGAAUGCAAUAGGCUUUUUAAAGAGCAGCUGAAACUGGCCAGGUUAUUCUGCGUCAAAUGCCUUUUGCCAGCUUGUGCCCAUCAAAAAGAAGUAAACUGAAGUGAAAAGGAGCAUAUUUUUCCCAAUGUUUUUUGUGAUGUGGGUUUUGGAGUUGAGUUGUUUUACAGCUUUUGAUUUUAAAGCUGUUUUUAUCAAGACAGAUAUAUAAACUAAUUGAGGAUAACUGGUUCGCAAAUACACAGCAAUUAAAAAAAACCCAACCAACCCAAAAGUACUCAACCAGUUAAAAAGGCUCUGCUUUUUAAAAACAGACUCAUGGAAAAUUUUCUCUAUUGAGGCAAGUAAUUAUCAAUUAAAGUAUUUACAUGCAAUCCUUUAUCUUAUGUUGGUAGUGCUUGGGAAGGUGGGUUUGUAUCUUAAUGUUUUCUUUAUUGAGUGGUUAGAGGAGUUGAAACCAGACAUAAAAAAUAGGAAAUUAUUUAAGCAGUUUCUCUGAUUUGUUUUUGUUGUGGUGAUGCCAAAACCAAAAAGAAUUAACUUCAUUUCUUCUGCUUUCAAAACUCACAUGUUGUGGAGCUAAACUUGAACAUCAAACCACAUAUUCAUUAUUUCUUAGCACUGUUGACUUCCUGCAUAAGAUACAACCUCUUUCAUUGUAAUGGAGUCUCUGGCUGUUGAAAUCCAUGGGUGAAAAAGGAAUUUGUAGCUCAGAACGUGGUAAUCACUUUCAGUAUGUAAAAAGACUUGUUCUCAUUAAUGUCUCAAAGUGCUCUUCAAACAAGACAUGCUUGGCUAAAAACCUGGCAAAUUUUGUCUGAUUUCCUCUCUGUUUAUCAAAAGCUUGGAUGUAAUCAAAUUUUCCUCGUGGUGUUAUUAAUCACCUUAGCUUUCUCAGCAAAGAGUUUUAGGAUGUAGUAUGUUAUAUACCCUUUUGUUCUGUGUAAUCCUUUUGUUGCUGUGUGAAAUAUUUUUGUUGCUCUAGUUUCAGUUACUGGUAAGCUUCAAGG